AUGGUCGUUUGUUUGAGCGGGUCAGCUGGGUCCAUUUACAAAGCUGGAGGUCUCAAACGGUCUCGCGACCAGUUUGAAGUUGCGUGGAAGGGGUAUGAUGACGUUUCAUAUGUCAUUUUGGUUUCAGAUAUGGAACGACUGACCUACCUGGAGGAGGAAAAGAUCCAACCUGGGGACAAGAGGAAGAGGAAGGAGGUCGACUACUCGGACACACUCACCGAGAAGCAGUGGCUCAGGGUCAGUUGGUCUGGAGAAAUGGUUGCAGUUGGUCUGGGGGGAGGGUUGCAAUUUACUACCCAUGAUUUGACAUCUAUUGGCCACUUCUACACUUUUGUACUGAAGGUGUACAUAAAGUCCUGGUUUACCUCUCCAUGUGCUUCAUCUGCUCCAAACAAUGACUUGCUGCUGCUUCGAGAGUUAGAAAACUACAAGAAAACAAAUAAAGCUGUUGCUAAUGCUGCGUUGAAGUCAUACUCUGGUCAUUUAUGGUACUUGAAUAAUGUAUUGAUCGGCUUAGCAUUCUUUGACUCGGAAGUCUCAUCUGCGACGAAAUCAGCCAUGUUUAAAAGCUGUCACGAUGCCGCCGAGAGAGGAGUGGCCUUAAUUCAGGAGUUCAACAGAGUUUUAACAAAUGGCGAAGACCAAUUGCAGUAUUUGUUCCAAGUGAUAGAGAAACAUCGCAAAGACUUCCCAAAUCCAAAGAAGUCUACCAUUAUUGCUGCGAGAAGAAAGUAA
This is a messenger RNA of Helobdella robusta, 735 nucleotides long. RefSeq lists its product as hypothetical. Lineage: Eukaryota; Metazoa; Annelida; Clitellata; Rhynchobdellida; Glossiphoniidae. Gene Ontology annotation, molecular function: histone binding. The record is from RefSeq and is a predicted model, not a curated record. The transcript is spliced from 4 exons. Bases 1 to 735 code for a protein of 244 amino acids.